This is a messenger RNA of Theobroma cacao (cacao), 1536 nucleotides long. The record is from RefSeq and is a predicted model, not a curated record. Lineage: Eukaryota; Viridiplantae; Streptophyta; Magnoliopsida; Malvales; Malvaceae.
CUAUGGACACCAUCAUUUCUAAGGCGAAAACGAGAACCAGAGGUUGAGGUACAGAAGCAGGGAGCUGCUGAGAGAGUGUGAGAGAAUGCGAGGCAUAACGCUCACGGAGAGCGGAUUGGUUGUUCUCUCGCUGUUGCCUCCAUGUCUUAAACCACCCAAGUCUUUCACUUCUCAUUUGCUUUCUUUGAAUGUUAAUUCUCUCUCCAAGAAGCAGUACUCCUCCAAGCUCUCUUCUCGCCACCAAAGCCUUCUUUUCUCUAGGUGUUAUAGAAAUUGGUCUGAAAGGACAUGUGAGGAACGGUUUGGGCGUUUUCUGCAAAAGGUUGCUGAACUUCAGCAUGGCCUGGAACAUAAGUAUGUUGAUUGCAAGAAUGGGGAAGAGACUCGAGCAUUGGGGCACAAUUCAGAGGACUGUUGUGUUUCAGAUCAUGCACCUGUGAAUUAUAACUUGAGAAGGGGAAAUUUUAUAGCUACAAAUUUGGCAAUCUCAAAUACAUUGUUUAACAAGCUGCUAAAGUUUAUGGUUCUUUUUGGGUUGUUCACAUUUCAAGGCUCACAACCAGCAGCUGCUGUCUCAGAUAUUGCUAGUGGGUUGCAGUUGAUUCCUUACAUAGGGGACCUUGGUGAUAUUAGCACAGGUUUUGCUUCAGCAUUCUUGCUGAUAUUUUUCUCAGAGCUGGGAGACAAAACCUUUUUCAUUGCGGCACUUUUAGCAGCUAGAAAUUCUGCUGGUGUAGUUUUCACUGGGACUUUUGGUGCACUUGCGGCAAUGACAAUAAUAUCUGUUGUUCUCGGACGAACUUUUCACUAUGUCGAUGAACUCCUUCCAUUCAGGUUCGGUGAGGCUGAUCUGCCUAUUGACGACAUUGCUGCAGUGUGCCUUUUGGUAUAUUUUGGAGUUUCAACAUUGCUUGAUGCUGCUUCAAGUGAUAAUCAAAAAGCGGAUGAAGAACAAAAGGAGGCAGAACUAGCAGUUUCAGAAUUUUCUGGAAAUGGAGCUGGGAUCUUAGCUGCUGCUAACACUGUUGUUAGCACUUUCAUCUUAGUUUUCAUUGCUGAGUGGGGUGAUAAAUCAUUCUUUUCGACAAUCGCACUAGCAGCUGCCUCUUCACCUCUUGGAGUCAUUGGAGGCGCACUGGCUGGUCAUGGUGUUGCUACUCUGCUUGCUGUUUUGGGAGGCUCUUUACUGGGAACAUUCUUAUCAGAGAAGGCUAUUGCCUACAUCGGCGGUACUCUUUUUCUCGUCUUCGCUGCUGUUACACUGAUUGAGAUUGUGAAUUAAGGGUUGGAGAAUAUAGUGUCUGACAUUUUUGUGCACUUGUUCAAGACUUGCUCUCUGCUCCUGGUAUUGAUGAUAUCUACUCUUAUAUCAUGGAUGUGUUACAUAUUGAAUCAAAUCAUGAGCUGAAACAUGAUUGGAUAGUUGCAUUCUGUAUGAUAUUCUUGUUGUUCAAGAUCUGUAAUCGGUGGCUGAUAUAAUACAAUGACAGAACUUUGAAGGCCAAGCAGGGCAAGUUGGCUAAAAAUUUUAAGGAA